Cicer arietinum (chickpea) is the source of this 1207-nucleotide messenger RNA. RefSeq lists its product as uncharacterized. Gene Ontology annotation, cellular component: respiratory chain complex II (succinate dehydrogenase); membrane. Gene Ontology annotation, molecular function: electron transfer activity. Gene Ontology annotation, biological process: mitochondrial electron transport, succinate to ubiquinone; tricarboxylic acid cycle. The record is from RefSeq and is a predicted model, not a curated record. NCBI's taxonomy places the organism in Eukaryota, Viridiplantae, Streptophyta, Magnoliopsida, Fabales, Fabaceae.
CGUUCGGCUACCACACGCCCCAAUACUAACCCCUUGGACCUCUCUAAUCACUCUCUCUUCUCUUAAUUGUUUUCACUGCAAAACACUUUGAUUCCUCUCUUUUACAUUUCCAAUCUCUCUCAAUUCAUCAAUCACCACAAUGUCUUGGCUCCUCAGAUCCACCAAGACCAAGCUUUUAUCUUCCUCUUCUUCACUUUCUAGAACCUUCUCCUCCAUCCCCCGCUCCACCAAUCAGAUCGAACCUCUCUCUCCCGUCGCCGCCCAACUCUUCCACCCUACCACCUCUACUCUUCCCACUGCUGAUGAAAACCCUACCAAGGUACACGCUAAUGGUCUCCCCAACAAUCCAGCGAAUAAGCUUGGGGCUUUGAGAUACCAGGCUUUUGGACUGGACACUAAUGUGCUGGCUGGAGCUAGAUAUGCUACUAUAGCUCGUGCUGCCAAGAGUCCAAUGUUAUCAGGACUCAAUGCUUUGAUGGCAAGGAAUUCUGAGAGAAGUGUGGGUGCUGACCCAUUGGGAUUGGCUGUUCAGAGACGUUUUAUGAGUGACAUCCCAAGUAAAACCAGUGAGACAAAGCCAUCUGGUUUUCGCCCAUUAUCUCCUCAUCUUCCUGUUUAUCAGCCCCAGCUUUCUUCAACGCUUUCAAUUAUCAAUAGAAUUUCUGGAGCUUUCCUAUCUGCUGUCGUCUUGCUUUUUUACAUGAUAUACAUGAAAACGGGUUUGGUUAGUCUCACCUAUGAUUCAUUCUACCAGUUCGUAUUCUAUUCAUCAAAACUCAACCUACUUGCUCUUGAGAUUUCUGCCUUAGCCAUGUCCUAUCAUCUGUAUAGUGCAAUUCGUCAUUUAUUCAUAUGAUAUCACAGUCACAACGGAUACCUGAACAGUGUGUUUGGUCCAGAGAUGGAACUUGCUUGCUUCAACCAUGGUAGCAUGCUUUCUACUUGUCAUAAGGAGUUCCAUUAGGCAAUGUGAAUUGGCUUUAUGUAGUUUUGCUAUUAUCAACUUAAUAAUUACUAUUUAGGUAGAACUUCAUGUUUAAUGCUAAGCAUGACUACAUCUGUUUUGCAUCUGAAAUUUCGGUGUAUUUUUUUGCACCCCCUUAAAUUGCAAGUAACUGUUGCAUUCAAUAAAGCAUUUGAGUUUAGUGACUCUUAAACUAUACUAUCACUUAUGCGACUGAUAUUGCAGGAAAUUAUUUUUAUUCAA